AUGGAGAAUAUUGAGACUAACGAAUCUGUUGUAGUUAACAGGUGUGGUAUAUAUGUUGUUCAUUUUCAUUUCAUGGGUUACGUUAUAAAUAGCGAAUGGAUCGGAGAAUGCGGGGAAGCGUUAGUAGAUAACAUGAGUGUUCUUGUCGGGUUAGAAUGUGGGUGCUCGGGGACAAGGGAAUAUCUCUUUUGUGAGCAACAUAGGUGUGUCGAUCUGUAUGUGUUGCUUAUUCGUGAUGUGAUUAUCAUUUGUGCAAAUAGAGAAUUGGUUAUACAUGGAAUUCCUGGAAGAUUGAAUUCAUCAGAGUUAAAAAGACAAAGGAGACCGAGCGUUAAGGUGUCGGAAGCCGCGGCUGCAUCAAGUAAUGGGACUCCUGAAACGAGCAGAAGAAGAAGGAAGAAGAAGGCUAGGGGAGAAGACGCGAAUUCCCGGCGGUCGGCGGUGACCACCACCAGGCUGGUGGGGAGGAUCUGGGAAGAGUAUUUCUCCAGUAGUUCUGAAACGACGGGCAAGGGAAAAAAGAAGAAGAAGCCGGCGAGAUCGAAGAAAGUUGCUGAGAAAUGGAUGCCUUAUUAUCAAUCUCCGAGGAAACAGGCGGGUACAAAUAGCAGAAACGAGGUUUCAUGGAUUGCCGGAGCAACCGGGGUAACUUCUGACGACGACGGCGGCGGCAAUGCGCUUUAUUACGGCGGAGUCUCCAUCAAUGGAGUUUUGGUUUCUCCCGGCUCCGUCGUGCUGGUGAAUCAGCCUCGACGCGGCCGAGACUCCUACAUUUGUUUAGUGGAAUACAUGUUUCAAUCCUCGGACGGGACAAAGGUUGUCCAUGGACGGGUAAUGGUCGGCGCAUUCGAGACAGUCCUAGGAAACAAUGCCGACAAGAGGGACCUCUGCCUAACGGAGGACUGCCUCAACUUCUAUCCCUCCGACGUGACAAAAUUGUUGGACGUUAAAAUCCAACCGAAACCAUGGUCCCAUCAGCACAGAAAUCGCACGGAAGAAAAAGAAGACCCAGAAACAAAAUAUUUCUGCAAAAACUUAUACUGCUCGGAUAAAGGCGGGUUUUUCAGUUUAAAAACCGAAUCCAUAGGCCUCGGCAAUGGCCAUUGCCAUUCCUGCAAAACAAGAAAAUCCCAGGAAGAAAAGAACACAUUCUCGUAUUGUGUACCCACGAAUAGCUUCACAUAUCAAGGGAUUCACUACGAAGCUCUCGACUUCCUCUACAUAAAUCCUUCCCAUUUCGUGGAGUUUAAGAAUGGCGAUCAAAGUGUCAACGAAGACGACGAGGAUUCAAGGCCAAAAGCAUAUGCAAUAUGCCAGUUUGUGUCAGUGGAUACUACGACGUCUUCUUCAUCGGCACAGCUCAACCCUGACACCAUGAAUAUCACAGUCAGAAGGUUUUACAGACCUGAAGACUUGAAUGCCAUGGAUGCUUACCUCUCCGACAUCCAUACGAUAUAUUGGAGUGAUAAGACAGCAACAGUGCCUGUCAGCGUGGUGAAGGGGAAAUGUGAAGUUUGGACAAAGAAAGAUUUUGUAUUUAUGGAGUUUCCUUAUAUGAAUGAGCAUACCUUCUUCUGUGAAUAUGUAGUAGCUGACCCAGAUCAUAGGCCAAAAUUGCAACCGCUUUUUGAGGGCUGCUUGCAACUCAAAGAGACAAGAAGAAAGACAGAAGAGGAAAAGGAAGAUGAAUCAGGCAGCAAAUGUGGGGUUCCCAGAGGCCCCUUGGCUACUCUGGACAUCUUUUCUGGUUGUGGUGGCUUAUCAGAAGGUCUAGAAAAGUCAGGUGCAGCAGUCACAAAAUGGGCUAUAGAGUUUGAUCAAAAGGCAGCUGAAGCUUUCAAGCUGAAUCAUCCAGAUGCCUUCACACUGGUUCAAGACUGCAACGUGGUUCUCAGGGAUGUGAUGAUGGCGAACGGGGAUGCCGACGACUGUAUUCCUUUCACUGAAGCUUCAUCCACGUCGUCUGCAUCAAAGCUGAACGAUGGGGUUCUCAGCCACCUGCCUAAACCUGGAGACGUCGAUUUCAUCGUUGCAGGACCUCCCUGUCAGGGGUUUUCUGUCCUGAACAGGUACAAGAAGAACUCAUUGAGUGAUGAAAAGCGCACGAUGAUACUGUCGUUUUUAUCCUAUGUUGAUUACUUCAGGCCCAAGUAUGUCCUCCUUGAAAACGUCAGGAACCUCGUCAGUUUUGACAAAAUGAACCCAUUUCAGCUCACCCUAAAAUCAUUUCUUGAAAUGGGCUAUCAGGUGAGAUUUGGAGUCCUUGAUGCCGGAUUCUAUGGCGUGGCGCAGUCGCGGAAGCGGGUUUUCAUAUGGGCGGCGGCGCCUGAAGAGACGCUCCCUGAAUGGCCAGCGCCAAUGCAUGCAUUUCCAACGCGAGAGCUGAGAAUCAAGCUAGAUUUAAACGCAAAUUCCCAUUACACUGCUGUCCAGAGCGCAAGAGAUGGUGUCCCUUUGCGUGCUCUAACUGUCAGAGACACCAUCGGAGAUCUUCCUCCAUUGACAGAUGGAGAUAGUAUAGGAACUAUGCCGUACAAAGGCAAUCCUGUUUCCUGGUUCCAGAAAAGAAUCCGAGGAAAUCAGAGUGUAUUGAAUGAUCAUACCACGAAGAAACUGACUGAAAUAAAUCUCAUUCAGUGCCUUUACCUCUCCCCAGGUGAAGAUUGGAGAAAUCUUCCCGACAAGAAGAUUAAUCUAUCAAGUAAUGGGAAGCUUGAAGACUUGAAACCAAACUGGCUGGUUAAUUCGCGGGGUAAAGGUUACCAGUCAAAAGGCGUUCUAGGAAGGUUACAUUGGAAUAAAAAUUUCCCGACAGCCAUCACCAACCCUCAGCCAAGAGGUAAGGUUGGGAGAUGGUUUCAUCCCGUAGAGCAUAGGAUGAUUUCUGUCCGAGAAUAUGCUCGAUCUCAGGGAUUUCCUGAUUCGUAUCAAUUUGUAGGAACUUUAAGGAACAAGUAUCAACAAGUUGGUAACGCUGUACCGCCACCCCUAGCAUAUGCACUAGGGAGAAAGCUCAAAGUGGCAAUGGAAGGCAAUAAUUCAUAG
Molecule: messenger RNA, 3045 nt
Organism: Ipomoea nil (Japanese morning glory)
Lineage: Eukaryota; Viridiplantae; Streptophyta; Magnoliopsida; Solanales; Convolvulaceae
Product: DNA (cytosine-5)-methyltransferase 1-like
Exons: 12
Coding region: 1-3045 (1014 amino acids)
Cellular component (GO): nucleus
Molecular function (GO): DNA (cytosine-5-)-methyltransferase activity; chromatin binding
Source: RefSeq, a predicted model, not a curated record